AGUAACAGGAUUCUAUAUAUUAGAAAAGUAGAGAAAGAAAGGAAAGUUCUGUUGAAUAGCCCAAGGCACUGAUUUUGACUGACAAGUGAGACCCGAGUCCAUUUGCGGCGCUUUUAGUGUAUUUGUGAAAGGUGAGGCGUAUUUGACUGGCUUUAUAAAACUUUCGUACCAAAUGAAGUUUGGAUAAAGAUGAAUAACAGCGCACCGAAAAAGACCUUUGCGAGGAUGGAAAUGAACAGGGCUUCAUAAGCAAGCACUGGAAAAUUAAAACUCACUUUUAGUUGUGUUUAGUGGAUAUAUACCCAACUGUGCAAAAUGCUGAGAGCGCGUAAAGGUUUAUGGGUGCUUUUAAGUGUUCUGCUGGCUUUUUGGAUAGAACGCGCCAUCAGCUUCCCUGUGAGACAUCACAAGAGAUCCAGAAACGGCGUCUACGUUGAGAAUCAGGUCCAAAAUGAUUUGGCAGAUUCACAUCCCCACCAACGAAGGUGGCUCCAACAUCACUCUACAGGUGUUCUACCACUGCCUAAACCUGAGGAAGAAUCAAAACCUUUUGUCCUAGACUUCAAAGACUUUCCAGACCUGGCAAAUGCUGACAUUGGCUCCCAAAACCCAAACAUUCAGGUGACCAUUGAAGUUUUGGAUGACGCCCCCAUGGAUGUAGAGAUGGAUCUGGUUAAAGAAUGGAGCAAUGACUGGUCCACAUCUUCUCCCUCCUCCACUGUAGAAUGGCUGGGUGGGAAGAAGCUUUUCUGGCCUUUAUUUUGGGGCUAUACAGAUGCAGACUCCGGUGAGGACGGUACAGGACAAGCUGAGGAUGAAGAAGAUGAUUAUGAUUAUGACAGUGGGGAACCCAUCCCUAGUGGGCUGGGCAAGACAGAUGGUGACUGGACUCAUAACCAUUAUGAAGAGAAAGAGGAAGAAUGGAGCACAUGGAGCCCCUGUAGUGUCACUUGUGGCCAUGGCAACCAGACCCGCUCACGUUCCUGUGGGGAUUUCUGCACAUCCACCGAGUCACAGAGUUGUGUCCUUGUUCCAUGCCCAGAUGAUUGGAACAGUGUGGCUCAUGUCUUUCCUUUUGAGAUGGAAAAUGGUACAGAACCCUAUGGCACAGAUGUGGACAGCUGUGAGAAGUGGUUGAACUGUAAGAGUGAGUUUCUUCAGCGUUACCUGCAGCAGGUGUUGACUGAAUUGCCCAACUGUCCAUGCUCCUAUCCUUCAUACGUCUCUAAUAAUAUCGUCAGCCUGCUGGAUGUGGGACAUGACCGCUCCUUCCAGUGGAGGGAUGCUAGUGGCCCAAAAGAACGUCUGGAUAUCUACAAACCCUCUGCGCAGUCCUGCUUGCGUUCUGGUCUCUCAAAAAAUGGUACCACCCUGGCUGCCCAACAUUGUUGCUAUGACGACAACAAGCAAUUAAUUACAAGGGGUAAGGGGGCAGGUACCCCCAACCUAAUAAGCACAGAGUUCUCUCCAGAGCUGCAUUUCAAGGUGGAUGUAUUGCCCUGGAUUCUGUGCAAGGGAGACUGGAGCAGGUUUCAAGCCGUCCGCCCACCCAACAACGGACUGCAAUGCAUGGAGAACCCCCAACAGGAUAUUUUCAUGAAUGAAUUGGAGGAGGUCAGAGAAUAUUAAGUCACCAAAUUACUGUCCAUUCUCUAAUACAUCGUCCUGCUGUGGUGCUUAAACCCCAUACAACAAACACUAGCCAGCCACAUAAGUCAUGUGGUGUGAGACACACUGCUGCAACUGGGUUGGCAAAGCGUGGCUUCUAGCUUUUCUUAUGUGUGGAAUGUUGUAAGGAAAAUGGAUUCCUUAAAUGGAUGAAUCCUUUCAAAUGGAUUCCGUUCUGUCUGCCCUCUUUGUGAAACACUUGUAUCUGUGUGUAUUAUCAAUAAAGCUUUUUUUUUUUUUACU
Danio aesculapii is the source of this 1911-nucleotide messenger RNA. RefSeq names its product isthmin 2b (gene ism2b). The transcript is spliced from 6 exons. NCBI's taxonomy places the organism in Eukaryota, Metazoa, Chordata, Actinopteri, Cypriniformes, Danionidae. The record is from RefSeq and is a predicted model, not a curated record. The coding region runs from base 316 to 1629 and encodes 437 amino acids.